This is a messenger RNA of Saccharomycopsis crataegensis, 1989 nucleotides long. RefSeq lists its product as uncharacterized. The coding region runs from base 1 to 1989 and encodes 662 amino acids. Lineage: Eukaryota; Fungi; Ascomycota; Saccharomycetes; Ascoideales; Saccharomycopsidaceae. The record is from RefSeq and is a predicted model, not a curated record. The transcript has a single exon.
AUGGAUGAUCUACAGGACGAUGACAAGUUCUCCGAAAGAUUGGACUUAAUUAACCAUCGUCUAAAUAAGUGUUCCAACAACCUUUCAUCAGCUUUGCUAACUAACUCAAUAUUAUCAAGGGAUCUUAUGAACCUCAAUAGCGAAAUUAUCGACUACGAUAGCAAAGUCAACCAACUUAAUUAUGAUGCUGCUUGCGCGCAAGAAUAUUUGUCCAAGUUGGAAGGCCUCACCGUGAGGGCCCAAUUCUUUGAGGCACAAAUCGAUGCAUUGGAAUCUCAUGCUCGAUACAGAGGGAUGGGAACCCAUAAACGGGUGCCUAGUGUCAAUGACUUGAAGGAUGAAGUCCUAGAUUUGAAAACCACCGAAACAACUUUGGAUAACUUAUAUCAUGAAUAUGCGUACUUGAAGAGACGUUUUGUUCAGUUCAGUGGGCCAACAUCACUAGCCCCUGAUUAUUUAACAGCUUCCCCUAUGUUGGAUAGAAUUGGAUCUAUAAACUACGUUCCUGAUGCCGCCGGUUACAGAACCCCGGUACAAAAUCAGGCUGAAUCAUUCUUUCACGAAAGACCCCAGAGAAAGCAAUACAAUACUAAUGUUAACAAUAAUAACAAUCAUAUCGCAAGCUCGUCAAUAUCAACCACGGCAACAUCAUUGUUCGAUGAAACAACAAACCUCAGGCCUUUAAGAUGCUCAAGUAAGAGGAAAAGAUACUCGACAAACACCUUGUGUGGCAAUUUUAAUGAGGCACCUAUACCAAUGACUGAAGAUACUGAUAUUCCGAAUAUUGAUUUCAAUGAAACAAAUACCGAGGGAUUCCAAAAUCUUUUUGCCAAUGAUAAGAGCACUGGUACUGAAAAUGAGGAUAGUUCAUUGCAGGAUAUUAAUUCAACUGUGGUCAAGCACAAGAAACGAAAAUCAGUGUCAGUUCCUUCAUUCAAGGACCUAAUUUCUUCUUCCAAAUAUCAAGGCGAUUUGUUUGAAACCUGUGGUAAUGCCAAAAAGCAACUUGAGGUUAGGAGUACAAAAUCUAAGAGUUUGAAACAUUUCAAAUCAUGCCAGGGUCUCAAGAUCCGUCUUCACUCCUCUGAAUCCAACGAUCCAAAUGAAGUAAAUUUCGAUUUUCAUUUCCCUAGUUCAGAUCAACCAACUACCCAAAUAACAAAGGUUUCUAAUAUCAAGAUUCACAACAAGAGCUCACAAUAUGAGAAUCAAAAGCAAACAUUUGAUUGGCUUUCGAAAAUUUCGGCCACUGAUACUGUUAGUGACAUUGAGGAAAGCCUGCCAAUCAAGAGAAGACAUUCAAUGUCUGUGGAAGUUACCCCUAUAUUGCAUUCAAACGUUUUUCACAGUACUGGUGAUGUUAGUAAAACUUCACAAGCGUUACUUUUGGAUAUGAUGAAUCGACAACAAGAAAAUGAAGGAAAGUUGGCGAAACUAAUUGAAAUUGAAAAUCUGAGAAAGCAAUCAUUUGGCUCAUUUGAUUCUAAGUUCUUCUACAGCAAGUAUGAUUUCAUCAAUUCUUUAUCCAAAAACCUCUAUAAUCUUCAAAUUUCUAAACAAUUUCAAUCAGCUGCUACCCCAACAACCCCAACAAUCCCGGAAGACCUCAAUGAAUCUGAUAGUAGUUCUAGUAACCUUCAAAGUGUUCUGAGUAGGAACAUUUCCUCAGUUGCAACCGGUGAUUAUCCACAAACUGAAAAUAAUAUAAAUGCUGAAAAGAAACAAUGGGGCUUGAUGCUUUCAAAGUUUUUGAAUGCUUCAGCACUUGGUAAUAUUUUUGAUGCAUCCACUCGAAAAGAUGGGGAAAUUCAAACCAUAGAUGAUUCUGCUACUGCCAUAGUCGCAGAAAAUGAAGAUUUAGAUGAUGAGGUCCUGAAAGAUUGUAUCUCUCAGGAGUCAGAAGUUCAUCUAGAGCCAGUUGUUGAAAACAAAGAAGAUUUCAUCAUUGAUUUGCAACAAGCUUUGGAAACUGAUUUACUAAUCGAGUAG